GUAGAAACGAAGCAUCUAGCCAAACAAAGACUGCUCGAUCUUAUUGGCGGAAUAAUCAUUUGCCAAGGAACUGCAACGAGGCUCUACAACAGGAACAACCAUCAUCGGUCCUCUGCCAGACCCUUUGAAGAAUUGUAUGAACUUAUCGGAAUCAUUAUGCCCCUACAUCAGAAUCCCAUACUGCCUGGAUUCAACCCUGAUCCAAGCAUUGUCAGGGUGAAAGAUGACUUCUUCCUAGUCACGUCCACGUUUGAGUACUUCCCUGGUCUACCAAUAUAUCAUAGCAAAGAUCUGAUAAAGUGGACACUUGUUGGACAUGCCUUGACAAGGCCAUCGCAGUUGAAUCUCAGGACAGGGGAGCCUGGAUCCGGCAUCUGGGCACCAACAAUCCGCUACAAGGACAAUGUCUUCUACAUUACUUCCUGCCUUUGGACCGCUUACUCACCCCAGCAAAACGUGAGAGUAUGGCCUCGAGGAUUCUAUGUCUCGAGUAUAGACCCGUGGAAAGCAGAUAGCUGGUCUGAACCUGUCUACUUCGACCAACCAGGUUUCGAUCAAGAUCUUUUUUGGGACGACGAUGGGACGGUAUACCUCUCGACAUGCCACAGAAUGCUGGAUCACGACAUGAGCAGUGGUCUGAAAGGCUUUGCAGUACAUGUGUCCAAAAUCGACUUGAGCACAGGAACCUCACUGGAUACAUCUCAAGUUGUCCGCAAAUCCCCCUCGGGAGUAGCAGAAGGUUCACACAUCAUCAAGAGAGGGGAGUACUAUUAUCUCUUCGUUGCUGAAGGCGGGACUGAGAGCGGUCACCGCGAGAUGGUAUUUCGAAGUGGAAAUUGUCCCUAUGGUCCUUGGGUAGCUGGACCAAACAACCCCUUGAUCAGCGCUACCACCCAAGAUGAUGUUCAGAAUACGGGACAUGCCGAUCUGGUAGAGGACGCAGCAGGACAGUGGUGGGCCGUAUGUCUUGCGGUCAGGCCACACCGACAGAAUACAAGUGGCCAGGGCCACGAUCAUUUCCUCCCUUCUCCAUUUGGCCGAGAAACUUUCUUGAUGAAGGUAGACUGGCACGAUGAGUGGCCAGUGUUCAACAAGAACGAGAAGCUCCGGCUCACAAUCGAGGCUGACCCAGAGCCUCUCCAGGCUGCCUUCGAGUGGCAGGACAACUUUGCGAAUAGUAAAGAUCUUGAUUUAGGAUGGUACCACAAAAAUACGCCUCUGAAACGUGAAUACUCUCUGGCCGAACGAAACCACCAUUUGCGGCUCUGGGGAGGACCGUACGACCUGCGAUCACUCGAAAGUCCGACCGUGGUCCUCCGCGGACAGACCUUCGCACGCGGCAUAUGGGAGACCAGAUUGGACUUCCUCCCACAUCAACCGCACUGCGAAGCUGGCACUGUCGUCUACUGGAACCCUUACACUUUCUCCAGCAUCGGCAUCCGUAAAGGACCUAAUGGAGAGAGUCGAGUCAUCCGACUGACACGUCCAACUGCGCCAGGGGAGUUCACACAUGUAACUCGACUCCUUCGAUACAUGGGAUCCGUCAGACUGGCUGUCAGGUGCUCUGAGAUGGGGUUCACUCUUGGAUAUGCAGAGCUGGAUGAAGACUAUACAUGGCUCGAGCCAGUAAGCAUGGAUCUCAUGACAGCGAAUCCACCUAGAGGCAUGGCAUUUACAGGUAUGAUGCUUGGGCUGUAUGCUUUUGGAGAGCUUCAAAAGUGUCUCACGCCUGCGGACUUUGCCUUUGCUUCGUUCAAGGCUGAGUAAAGUCGACGAGCUAGUGAGCGGCGGUGGACAAGGAUAGACUUGAACACGUAGUGCUCCGGAUAGAUCUCGACAUCCAGUGAAGAACUGCCUCUCGUGACGGAAC
Molecule: messenger RNA, 1870 nt
Organism: Aureobasidium pullulans EXF-150
Lineage: Eukaryota; Fungi; Ascomycota; Dothideomycetes; Dothideales; Saccotheciaceae
Product: glycosyl hydrolase
Exons: 5
Coding region: 157-1767 (536 amino acids)
Biological process (GO): carbohydrate metabolic process
Molecular function (GO): hydrolase activity, hydrolyzing O-glycosyl compounds
Source: RefSeq, a predicted model, not a curated record